Molecule: messenger RNA, 953 nt
Organism: Pteropus alecto (black flying fox)
Lineage: Eukaryota; Metazoa; Chordata; Mammalia; Chiroptera; Pteropodidae
Gene: GSTO1
Product: glutathione S-transferase omega 1
Exons: 6
Coding region: 160-885 (241 amino acids)
Biological process (GO): glutathione metabolic process; L-ascorbic acid metabolic process
Cellular component (GO): cytoplasm
Molecular function (GO): glutathione transferase activity; glutathione dehydrogenase (ascorbate) activity
Source: RefSeq, a predicted model, not a curated record
CUGCGGGAGCACAGAGAGGUCAUAGGAACCCGGCACAGGCGGAGUUGGCCUCCACCCCUGGUUCGCACUUGUGAGAAAGGAAGGGAGGGAAGAAAGGGACGACCUACUUGCUGAAUCGCCUGCAAACGCGGAAACGAGAUCAGACUGCGCUUCGCCACGAUGUCCGGAGCAUCAGCCAGGAGCCUGGAGAAAGGGAGUGCGCCCCCAGGACCGGUCCCGGAGGGCCUGAUCCGCCUCUAUAGCAUGAGGUUCUGCCCCUACGCCCAGAGGACGCGCCUUGUCCUGAAGGCCAAGGGAAUCCGGCAUGAAAUCAUCAACAUUAACCUGAAAAAUAAGCCUGAGUGGUUCUUUAAGAAGAAUCCCUUUGGUCUGGUGCCAGUUCUGGAAAACAGUAAGGGUCAACUGGUCUGUGACUCUGCCAUCAUUUGUGAGUACCUGGAUGAAGCAUAUCCAGGGAAGAAGCUGUUGCCAGAAGACCCUUAUGAGAAAGCAUGCCAAAAGAUGUCCUUUGAGUUAUUUUCAAAGGUACCAUCUUUGGAAGGAAGCUAUAUUAGAAAUAAAAAUAAGGAAGACUGCUCUGGCAUAAAAGAAGAACUUCGCAAAGAAUUCAGCAAGCUUGAGGAGGUUCUGACCAAUAAGAAAACAACCUUCUUUGGUGGCAAUUCACUUUCCAUGAUUGAUUACCUCAUCUGGCCCUGGUUUGAAUGUCUGGAAGCACUGGAGUUAAGCGAGUGUGUAGACCACACUCCAAAACUUAAGCUCUGGAUGGCAGCCAUGAGGGAAGAUCCCACAGUAUCAGCCCUCCUCACUGAUGUGAAGACCUUUCGAGGUUGCUUAGAUCUCUACUUGCAGAAUAGCGUAGAGGCCUGUGACUACGGGCUCUGAUGGGAGCAAGAGUCAGCAAUGAAGAUAUUUUCCUUCACUAAAAUAAAUAAUAAUCUGCUUUCAUUUUA